This is a messenger RNA of Neodiprion fabricii, 3352 nucleotides long. RefSeq names its product nucleolar protein 14. Gene Ontology annotation, biological process: maturation of SSU-rRNA. The record is from RefSeq and is a predicted model, not a curated record. NCBI's taxonomy places the organism in Eukaryota, Metazoa, Arthropoda, Insecta, Hymenoptera, Diprionidae. The transcript has 7 exons. Bases 145 to 3165 code for a protein of 1006 amino acids. Gene Ontology annotation, cellular component: Noc4p-Nop14p complex; small-subunit processome; nucleolus.
CUUGGAAAUUGUUUGGCGUGCGUGAUUCUCGCGUGCAGUUGACGGAGUGAAUUUGUGGCUGUUGCACGUGUACAGAAAUUUGUUGGUUAUUCAUGAGAAAUUUAUACGGUUUUUGGUAUUCUACAAAUUAUUUAAUUCACAAUCAUGGUGAAAGUAAAGAAUAAGAAGCGUAAUUUGGCUGAAACGACAGCCAAAAAACGUGACCAAAGUAAGAAGAAAUCGUUGAAUGCAUUUGAGGUUCAUAUAAAUAAAGAAAAACACAAGGUCUUGGGUCGGAAGAAUAAGGCGGAUCGUGGACUGCCUGGCGUUGCACGUGCAAAGGCAAUAAACAAACGUAAAAAUACUCUGCUCCACGAGUACAAAGUGAAGGACAAAAGUAAUACGUUUGUAGACAGACGUAUCGGUGAAAAAAAUUCUGCCAUGACCCAGGAAGAUAAAGUGAUGGCUAGGUUUGCUGCUGAGAAAAUGAAGGCACACAAAAAAAAGAAUAUCUUUAAUUUGAACGACGAGGAGCUACUCACGCACAGAGGUCAAACUUUGGCAGAAAUUGAAAAAUAUGACGACCCAAGAAGUGAUGACGACGAGUAUAGCGAUGAAGAAAAUAAAACGGGAAAAUUGGACAAAGACUUUGUAAGCGAAGCUCACUUCGGUGGUGGCCUUCUAUCAAAAUCUGACUCGUCGAUGUCUAGGAAAGAUUUAAUAGAACAGUUGAUAGCAGAGUCAAAGAAACGCAAAGCCGAAAAGCAAAAGGUACGGGAACAAACCUUGGACUUGACUGAUAAACUUGAUAGCGAAUGGAAAGAUCUUUUGCCUAUCGUGAAUGCUUCGAAAAAACGUGUAGAAGAACCCUAUGAGAAAACAAAGGUCGACGAUUAUGAUAUCGCACUUAGAGAAUUGAAAUUUGAAGCCAGAGGCACGCCAUCCGACAGACUUAAGUCUGAAGAAGAAAUUGCCAAAGAAGAAAAAGAGAAACUUGAAACGUUGGAGGCUGACAGACUGGCAAGAAUGAAAGGCUCUGCUGGAAAUGCAGACAAUGCAGCGAAGCACAAAUCAGCCGAUGAUCUGGACGAUGGAUUUGUUGUAGAGGAUAUAAACGAAGAAGCACUUACUUAUGGCGAAGAUGGAGUAGUAAAUGGUAUCAGUAAAGAGAAAGAUGAUGAGAACCUUGAGGAUAACAAUGAAAAUAAAAGUGUCGAGGAAAGCGAGAGCAGAGAGUCCUCGGAAGAUGAAAAUACAAUGUCAGAAGACUUGAUUAACGAUUUAGCACAUGUUCAAAUGCUUGAGGAGAAAGUAAAAACAGAUACAGAACUUGUGCCUAAUAAUGGAAAUCAAAUACAGCACAAAUCUAAAGACCCUUAUGACAAUAUUCCAGUUCUGAAGAUAUCUGAUGAUAAUGAAGUUACUAAAGCUAAGGUUAAUAAGCAUCAAAGAAUUUCUGAUGAUGCUGAUCUCUUAAGGAAAAAUGACAACCGAGCAGCUGCGAGUACAAAGAUCUCGAAAUCUCCGAUUACUGUUGAAUCAUCAGGCAAUGGUGUUGAGGAUAAAAGUUCGGAAUCCGACAUUGAAUCUGAAGCAGAGGAAAACUCAGAUGACAAUGAUUCAGAUGAGGACAACUUGUCUGAUUUGAAAAUGGAUGAAUCCUCAAGCGAAGAGGAUACGCCAUUGUUGAUGAAAAAUGUCAAAUUCUCAACAAAUGUAACCCAAAAAGUAAUGCCAUAUUCGAAACCAACUUCUACUCCACUAAAAUCAAUACUGAAAACUGUAAAUAAUGAAUCGAGUAAAGUAGAAAAACUCUCCGCAGAAGAAAGAACUGCACUAAUCAUAGCAGAUCUUUUAAAAAGAAAAGAAAUGAUGGAAAAAGCUCGCGAAGAAUUGCCUUACACCUAUGCAGCACCAGAGAGCAUCGAAGAAUUGCAAAAACUGUUGCAGCAUCAAAAUGCCGAUUAUCAAUCAGUUAUUGUAGAAAGAAUAAUUAAAUGCAAUCAUCAAUCGCUGGCAGAAAGUAACAAAGAAAAAUUAGCCAAGCUGUUUGCAUAUUUACUUCAACAUGUGAAUGAAUGUAUGAUGAAUGCUGAGGACAGAGAUAUAGGCAAUUCUUUUCAAAUAUUCGAUAGACUGUGUCCACAUCUCUAUGAUCUUACGCAUGCGCUUCCAGGAAAUGCUAAAACAUGCAUUCAGGAGAUAAUGAAAGAGAAACACGAUACUUUCGAACUACACCGAAAGAAAUAUCCUGACCUAGACACUCUGAUUCUCUUCAAACUGGUGUCUCUUCUAUUUCCAACUUCUGACUACAGGCAUCCGGUUGUUACUCCAGCUAUAGUAUUUAUGUCUCAAAUAUUAACGAGAUGUCAUGUCAGAAGUAGAAGUGACAUUUCAAAAGGGCUAUUCAUCUGCACCCUUGUUUUGGAGUACACUUUAUUAUCGAAACGAUUUUCGCCAUCAGUGAUCAACUUUUUACGGGGAGUCAUACAUAUGAGUACACCAAAGCCCUCUGUUCAAGUAAUAAAAACAAUUCCGCCGUUUAAAUGUAUAGGAGAAUUGAGUAAUCUGUUGGUCGUAGACACGGAUCAGACAAAAUUCAAAAUUAAUCCAGAAUCAAAUCUUAUGCUGGCAACUGAUUUGAAUGAAAACGAAAUCGAUGACAAUUUCAAGAUCAGAACAUUUGUAACUGCGGUGAAUUUAGUCUCUGAGUUUAAAACUCAACUCGAAGAACUAGACGCAGCUUAUCCAAUAUUUGAACCCAUCAUUAAACUUUUAAGCAUAAAUAAAAUGAGUAAUUAUCCAGAAAAUGUGAAACAGCGUGUCAGGUGCAUUCUGAAAGAUUUGAAUACUUUGAAGGAUAAAAAAUUGGAAUAUAUUACUCGUGAGAAAAAGAAACCAAAAGCUUUGAGGCUAUAUGAACCAAGGAUAGAGACUGUAUAUGACGGAAGAAGACAUAAACCAAUGUCCAAAGAGAAAGCAGAGAGAGAAAAAUUGUUGCACAAGUACAAAAGAGAAGUCAAAGGUGCAAUACGAGAAGUCAGACGGGAUACAGCGUUCUUGGCAAAAGUACAGAUCAAACAACAAAUUAAAAGUGACCAAGAUCGUAAACGAAAAGUUAAGGAAAUUUUCGGCGAUGCAGCACUUCAGCAGGGUGAGCUUAACAAAAUUAAGAGGUCCAAAUGAGGCUAAUAUGAUUAUUAUUAGCUACAGGUAUGGAUUUAUAGACGUGUCUACUACUAUUCCUGAAUGGAAAAACUAUGGUACACAAUUUUGGUACCAUUGUAUUUAUUGAAACUUGUACAUAUAGUAUAAUAGAAGAAGCACUAUUUUAUAACUAAAUUUCAAAUAAACAACAAAAUUCGAAAUAUCA